Messenger RNA from Oryza sativa Japonica Group (Japanese rice), 773 nucleotides. RefSeq names its product stress-response A/B barrel domain-containing protein HS1. Lineage: Eukaryota; Viridiplantae; Streptophyta; Magnoliopsida; Poales; Poaceae. The record is from RefSeq and is a predicted model, not a curated record. Gene Ontology annotation, biological process: pollen tube adhesion.
GGGAUGGGUGCCUAUUUCUUGGAGACCGUUGACUCCUCUCUCUCUAUUUCCAUCCGCUUCUACUACUCCACUAUUUGCCAAGCCAAUCGGGAGAUCGAGCAGAGCUGCAGAGAGCAGAGGGAGAUCGGAGAUCGAGAGCGCGCGGGGGGAGCUAGAGCUAGGUAGCGAGGGAGGCUGCUGCAGCAGCGAGAAGCCCAAGCCCCUAGGGCGAUGGCGGCGGAGGCCGGGAGCGGCGGCGUGGUGAAGCACAUCCUGCUGGCGCGGUUCAAGGAGGACGUGGCGCCGGAGCGGCUGGACCAGCUCAUCCGCGGCUAUGCCGGCCUCGUCGACCUCGUCCCUUCCAUGAAGGCCUUCCACUGGGGAACUGACGUGAGCAUAGAGAACAUGCACCAAGGAUUCACACACGUAUUUGAGUCCACUUUUGAAAGCACAGAAGGAGUCAAGGAGUACAUUGAACACCCAGCACAUGUUGAAUUUGCAAACGAGUUCCUGCCUGUGUUGGAGAAGACCCUCAUAAUCGACUACAAGCCAACUAUCGUAAAUAACAGCUGAGCUAAUAACAGUUUGGAUGCUUCUUUCAUCGUUAAUUGCACUUCAGAAUGUCUGGGAGAAUUUUAUUUUUAGUUACCCAAAUUUGAACUUUCAUGCUGAAUAAAUUUGCCCUAUAUAUUACCUUUCGAGAGCAGUUGUUCAAUUUGUUGUACGCAAUCCAAAUAGUUUGCUUGUUAUGUUUUAAAAAGCUAGCCUCCAAUAUACUCCUCCUUUUCAUAAUA